AUGAGAAUACGGCCGGCAUCUUUGUACAGAAAUACAUUUUUUAUUCUUGGAUGUGGUCUCCUACUUUAUGCUUUCUAUUGCCUUGUUGCCUAUGACGACAAAAGCCAUGUUGACGUGCAUCGUCGACAAAAACAUCUUUACCUCACAGUUUCGAAGGAUAGGUUGUCGUUGAUAGGAGCGACAGAUGCGGUCGUAUUCCAUGCUGCGGACAUAGCUGACGGACCUCUUCCUGACGCAAAAGAUCGUCGUUCCAAUCAAAGAUAUGUGUUCUUGAGCAUGGAAACGCCACAUAAUAGCGGCUUCCAUGCUGUACCAUUGAAUUUCUUCAAUUGGACAGCCACAUAUCUGCUGUCUUCAGACGUCGUUUUCAAGUACGGCGUAUACUUCCUUCCCGCAAAAGUAGCUGAAGAAAAGGGCUUCAAAUUUACAGUAAGUGGAACCGUUGUUCAUACUAAAAAAUCUGGUAUUCUCGGAUUCAUAUCAAAUUGCAAUACUUCUUCGAAGAGGGAAUUGGCUCUGAGAGAGCUGUCCAAGUACAUGAAUGUCACCAUUGGUGGUAAAUGCGCAUCAAAUAGAGACAAUGUCAACCUUUGUCCAUCUGGUCAGGACUGCACGAGUCUGUACAGCGAUUAUCCAUUCUAUUUAGCCGUCGAGAACUCUGUUUGUAAAGAUUAUAUCUCAGAAAAAUACUGGGAAAGGCUUUCGGUGCCGAGUGUUCCCAUAGUGAUGCGAAGAAAAGUCUUCGAAUCAAUCACAAUACCACCACAUUCAUUUAUUGCAAUGGAUGACUAUGCUUCACCAAAGGAAAUGGCUGCAGAUUUGAUUCGGUUAGAGAAAGCUUAUGCGGAGUAUUUCGCGUGGAGAAAUGGAGGGUGGACAGCUGCUCCAUGGAAUGCUCCCGGAUAUCGAAACGGAUAUUGCCGAUUAUGCGAACGCCUUUGGGAAGAAAACCAAGAACCCAAAGUGAUCCCUGACGUUUGGACGUGGUUCAAGUCAGAGUCACAAUGCGAAGGAGCCGAUUUUGUAAAAAAUUGGAUUGGAUUAUAG
This is a messenger RNA of Haemonchus placei, 1047 nucleotides long. The record is from the annotation of a GenBank genome assembly. NCBI's taxonomy places the organism in Eukaryota, Metazoa, Nematoda, Chromadorea, Rhabditida, Trichostrongylidae.